This is a messenger RNA of Microcebus murinus (gray mouse lemur), 5568 nucleotides long. It is a transcript of the gene RRBP1, whose product is annotated as ribosome binding protein 1. Lineage: Eukaryota; Metazoa; Chordata; Mammalia; Primates; Cheirogaleidae. The record is from RefSeq and is a predicted model, not a curated record. Gene Ontology annotation, biological process: protein transport. Gene Ontology annotation, cellular component: endoplasmic reticulum membrane.
AGGAGGCGGCGAUCCCGGCGGAGGGGGCCGUUCGCCAGCUCGGAGGCAGAAAGUGCCACGACUCCACACGCGCGCACGCAGCCAGCGAGCGGCCAGAGCGGACGGCAGACGGGGCGGGCGGCGUCGGGGUCGCGGUGCCUGCAGCUGCUUGGCGGCGGCUUCUCAGUGGAGGCUCGGCCGGCUCCUCUCUCCCGGUUCCGCGGCGGCGGCGAAGGCGGCGGCUCCUGCCCUCUCGCUCUCCCUCUCGCGUCUCCGGCUGCAGGUGAAAGGGAAGCAAGCCAGAAUGGAUAUUUACGACACUCAGACCUUGGGGGUUGUGGUCUUUGGUGGAUUCAUGGUUGUUUCUGCCAUUGGCAUCUUCCUGGUGUCGACCUUCUCCAUGAAGGAAACGUCAUAUGAAGAAGCCUUAGCCAACCAGCGCAAGGAGAUGGCAAAAACUCACCACCAAAAAGUAGAGAAGAAAAAGAAGGAGAAAACAGUGGAAAAGAAAGGAAAGACCAAGAAAAAGGAAGAGAAACCCAACGGCAAGAUACCUGACCACGAGCUGGCACCCAACGUGACUGUCUUCCUUAGAGAGCCAGUGCGGGCACCUGCCAUGGCUGUGGCUCCAACCCCAGUCCAGCCUCCUGUGGUCAUUGCCCCUGUCGCCACAGUUCCAGCCAUGCCCCAGGAGAAGCAAGCCUCCUCCCCUAAGGACAAAAAGAAGAAGGAGAAAAAAGUGGCAAAAGUGGAACCAGCAGUCAGUUCUGUAGUGAAUUCCAUCCAGGUUCUUGCCUCAAGAGCCAUCUUGGAAACUGCUCCCAAGGAGGUGCCCAUGGUAGUUGUGCCGCCAGUCGGUGCCAAGGCCAGUAUCCCAGCCACCGGCAUUGCUCAGGGCAAAAAGGCCGAGGGUGCCCAGAACCAGAGCAGAAAGGCUGAGGGUGCCCAGAACCAGGGCAGAAAGGCAGAGGGUGCCCAGAACCAGGGCAAAAAGGCCGAGGGAGCCCAGAACCAGGGCAAAAAGGCCGAGGGCUCCCAGAACCAGUCCAAAAAGGCCGAGGGUGCCCAGAACCAGGGCAAAAAGGCCGAGGGAGCCCAGAACCAGGGCAAAAAGGCCGAGGUGGCCCAGAACCAGGGCAAAAAGGCUGAGGGCGCCCAGAACCAGGGCAAAAAGGCCGAGGGUGCCCAGAACCAGGGCAAAAAGGCUGAGGGAGCCCAGAACCAGGGCAAAAAGGCCGAGGGUGCCCAGAACCAGGGCAAAAAGGCCGAGGGAGCCCAGAAUCAGGGCAAAAAGGCCGAGGUGGCCCAGAACCAGGGCAAAAAGGCCGAGGGAGCCCAGAACCAGGGCAAAAAGGCCGAGGGUGCCCAGAACCAGGGCAAAAAGGCCGAGGGUGCCCAGAACCAGGGCAAAAAGGCCGAGGGAGCCCAGAACCAGGGCAAAAAGACCGAAGGAGCCCAGAACCAGGGCAAAAAGGCCGAGGGAGCCCAGAACCAGGGCAAAAAGGCCGAGGGUGCCCAGAACCAGAGCAAAAAGGCCGAGGUGGCCCAGAACCAGGGCAAAAAGGCCGAGGGUGCCCAGAACCAGGGCAAAAAGGCCGAGGGAGCCCAGAACCAGGGCAAAAAGGCUGAAGGUGCCCAGAACCAGGGCAAAAAGGCCGAGGGAGCCCAGAACCAGGGCAAAAAGGCCGAGGGUGCCCAGAAUCAGGGCAAAAAGGCCGAGGGUGCCCAGAACCAGGGCAAAAAGGUAGAUGGGGCCCAGAACCAGGGCAAAAAGGCCGAGGGGGCCCAGAACCAGAGCAAAAAGGCCGAGGGAGCCCAGAAUCAGGGCAAAAAGGCAGAGGGUGCCCAGAAUCAGGGCAAAAAGGCCGAGGGUGCCCAGAAUCAGGGCAAAAAGGCAGAGGGUGCCCAGAACCAGGGUAAAAAGGCCGAGGGGGCCCAGAACCAGGGCAAAAAGGUAGAUGGGGCCCAGAACCAGGGCAAAAAGGUCGAAGGCACCCAGAACCAGGGCAAAAAGGCUGAGGGGGCUCAGAACCAGGGCAAAAAGGCUGCUGAGGGGGCCCAGAACCAGGGCAAAAAGGCCGAAGGAACCCCAAACCAGGGCAAAAAGGCUGAGGGAACCCCAAACCAGGGUAAAAAGGCCGAGGGGGCCCAGAACCAGGGCAAAAAAGUAGAAGGUGCUCCCAACCAGGGGAAAAAGGCCGAGGGGGGUCAGAACCAGGGCAAAAAGGCUGAGGGGGGUCAGAACCAGGGCAAAAAGGCCGAAGGGGGUCAGAACCAGGGCAAAAAGGCGGAUGGGAGUCCCAACCAGGGGAAAAAGGCGGAUGGGAGUCCUAACCAAGGCAAAAAGGCAGAUGGGAGUCCUAACCAGGGCAAAAAAGCAGAGGGGACCCCCAACCAGGGCAAAAAGGCAAAUUUAGUUGCUAAUCAGGGCACAAAGGCAGAAGGUGUUACGAACCAGGGGAAAAAAGCAGAAGGGGUCCCUAGUCAAGGCAAAAGGGCAGAGGGAACACCAAACCAGGGCAAAAAGGCAGAAGGGUCCCCCAACCAAGGCAAGAAGGUGGAUGCAGCUGCUAAUCAGGGUAAAAAGAGAGAAUCAGCUCCCAUCCAGGGCAAAAAUACAGAUAUGGUUCAGAGCCAGGAGGCACCAAAGCAAGAGGCUCCUGCAAAGAAGAAGUCUGGUUCAAAGAAAAAAGCUGAUUCUGGGCCCCCAGAUUCCGACAGCCCUCUCUACCUCCCCUACAAGACGCUGGUCUCCACGGUUGGGAGCAUGGUGUUCAACGAGGGAGAGGCCCAGCGGCUCAUCGAGAUCCUGUCUGAGAAGGCUGGCAUCAUUCAGGACACCUGGCAUAAGGCCACUCAGAAGGGUGACCCUGUGGCAAUUCUGAAACGCCAGCUGGAAGAGAAGGAAAAGCUGCUGGCCACAGAGCAGGAAGACGCGGCUGUAGCCAAGAGCAAGCUCCGGGAGCUCAACAAGGAAAUGGCUGCAGAAAAAGCCAAGGCAGCAGCCGUGGAGGCCAAGGUGAAAAAGCAGCUGGUGGCACGGGAGCAGGAGAUCACAGCUGUGCAGACGCGCAUGCAGGCCAGCUACCGGGAGCAUGUGAAAGAGGUGCAGCAGCUGCAGGGCAAGAUCCGAACUCUUCAGGAGCAGCUGGAGAACGGCCCCAACACUCAGCUGGCCCGUCUGCAGCAGGAGAACUCCAUCCUGAGGGACGCCCUGAACCAGGCCACGAGCCAGGUGGAGAGCAAGCAGAACGCGGAACUGGCCAAACUCCGGCAGGAGCUCAGCAAGGUCAGCAAGGAGUUGGUGGAGAAGUCGGAGGCCGCACGGCAGGAGGAGCAGCAGCGGAAGGCUCUGGAAGCCAAGACAGCUGCCUUCGAGAAACAGGUCCUGCAGCUGCAGGCGUCGCAUAAGGAGAGCGAGGAGGCCCUGCAGAAGCGGCUGGACGAGGUCAGCCGGGAGCUCUGCCGCACACAGACCAGCCACGCCAGCCUCCGGGCGGACGCUGAGAAGGCCCAGGAGCAGCAGCAUCAGAUGGCCGAGCUGCGCAGCAAGUUACAGUCCUCUGAAGCAGAGGUGAGGAGCAAAUGUGAGGAGCUGAGUGGUCUCCACGGGCAGCUCACGGACGCCAGGGUAGAAAACUCCCAGCUCAUGGAGAGAAUCCGAUCCAUCGAGGCCCUGCUGGAGGCGGGCCAGGCUCGGGACGCCCAGGCCAGCAGAGCAGAGGCCGACCAGCAGCAGACCCGACUCAAGGACCUGGAGUCCCAAGUGUCGUGUCUGGAGAAGGAGGCCACUGAGCUCAGAGAGGCUGUGGAGCAGCAGAAAGUGAAGAACAAUGACCUCCGAGAGAAGAACUGGAAGGCCAUGGAGGCACUGGCCACGGCUGAGAGGGCCUGCGAGGAGAAGCUGCGCUCCCUGACCCAGGCCAAGGAGGAGUUGGAGAAGCAGCUUCGCCUGACUGAGACGCAGACCAGGGAGGCCCUCCUGGCUCUACUCCCCGAACUCUCUGUCUCGGCACACCAGAACUACACUGAGUGGCUGCAGGAGCUCAAAGAGAAAGGCUCUGAGCUGCUGAAGCAGCCACCAGCUACCACGGAGCCCUCCUCGGACCUGGCCUCCAAGUUAAGGGAGGCUGAGGAGACCCAGAGCACCCUGCAGGCCGAGUGUGACCAGUACCGCACCAUCCUGGGCGAGACGGAGGGCAUGCUCAAAGACCUGCAGAAGAGCGUGGAAGAGGAGGAGCAGGUGUGGAAGGCCAGAGUGGGCGCCGCAGAGGAGGAGCUGCAGAAGUCACAGGCCACAGUGAAACAUCUUGAAGAGAUUGUAGAGAAGCUAAAAGGAGAACUUGAGAGUUCAGAUCAGGUGAGGGAGCACACCUCGCAUCUGGAGGCGGAGCUGGAGAAGCACAUGGCAGCCGCCAGCGCUGAGUGCCAGAACUAUGCCAAGGAGGUGGCAGGGUUGAGGCAACUUUUAUUAGAAUCUCAAUCUCAGCUGGAUACAGCCAAGAGCGAAGCCCAGAAACAAAGUGAUGAGCUUGCCCUGGUCAGGCAGCAGUUGAGUGAGAUGAAGAGCCACGUAGAGGAUGGUGACGUAGCUGGGUCCCCGGCUGCCUCCCCAGAGGCACCCCCAGCCGAGCUGGACCCUGUCGAGGUUAGGGCGCUGAAGACGCAGCUGGAGCGGACAGAGGCUGUCCUGGAGGACGAGCAGAUGCAGAGGCACAAGCUCACGGCCGAGUUUGAGGAGGCGUCUCACUCGGACCCUGCUCCCCUCUCUGAGAAGGCUCAGACCCUGGCAUGUCGGUUACAAGAAGAACUGGAGAAGCUCCGCGCUGCUGGGCCCCUGGUGUCUUCAGAAACGGAGGAGGCCGCGCAGCUGAAGGAAAGACUAGAAAAAGAGAAAAAGUUAACGAGUGACCUGGGGCGUGCUGCCACCAAACUGCAGGAGCUUUUGAAGACAACCCAAGAGCAGUUGGCAAAGGAGAAAGACACAGUGAAAAAGUUGCAGGAACAGCUGGAAAAAACAGAGGACGGUAGCAGCUCAAAGGAGGGCACCUCUGUCUGAGUCUCCUCUGUGGAAAAAGAAGUUACUGUUCAACUUACCAAAAUGCCUUACACAUUCCUUACAAAUAAAUAACCAACCAAUACAGCGUUAUCCAGGCCCAACUUCCGGUAGCUCCAAGAGAAGCCAUUAGAGACAAGAGUCUCUUAGAGCCACAGAAAUAGAUCUUCCAGACCCCCAGUUUGUAAAAGAACCUUUGUCACAUUUGAUAAACACUAUUCCCCGGGAGCAGCCCAGGACCGCCGCUGCGCAGACGCCAAAGCCCUCGUCAACUCUGUGACGGCCCCCACGGGUGUGUGCCAGGAGCCGACGCUCUGGGGAUCUGUCAGUCAGUGCAAUUGUCUUUUUUCAGUGGGGCAGGUCCGGGAGGUGGCCGGGACCAGGUGGUAAGUUCUCAAAGGCUGUGGGGCAGACUGGAGGGCCACAGCCCAGCCCAGCAAGGCAGCAACCCCGCACCCCUCGAAGUUGCCAGCCAGAACUGACGUGUGACCUCCUGGAUGUUAAUGCCAUUAAAACCAACGUUGUUGCCCGGC